This is a messenger RNA of Neoarthrinium moseri, 1737 nucleotides long. RefSeq lists its product as uncharacterized. The transcript is spliced from 2 exons. NCBI's taxonomy places the organism in Eukaryota, Fungi, Ascomycota, Sordariomycetes, Amphisphaeriales, Apiosporaceae. Bases 1 to 1737 code for a protein of 578 amino acids. The record is from RefSeq and is a predicted model, not a curated record.
AUGAAGAUCUCAAGUCAAAUUCUUCUUGGGAGUGCCUCGGUAUCCCUGGUCUCCUCUGCAACGCGGAAUCAAUACCUUCAAUGCGACGAAGAGCAUCCGGGCAUCCCUAUGCCAGGGCCACCUGCCCCAAAACCAGAGCCCAUCUCCAUUAUCCAGCUGCCGCUACCGCCAGUGACACAGUCAAACGCCGCGGGUGCCUGCUCGGCAGCCGUAAACCCGCGUGGGACAGGUUGCAUCGGCGUCUCAACCGGCCUGCAGUCCGGCGACUUUCUCCCCGACGGCAAGCACGUUGUAGCCACUGUGCUCUUCGCCGGCGCCCCGGCCGCGCCGCACCCGGCUAGCAUCUACGCCGGCCAGCAGAUCAUCCUCGUCAAGACCGACAACACCACGUUCCCCAACGGCGACCCCUGGAAAUGUAUCACGUGCGGUGUGCCCGAUGCCAACGCCCCCGGCGGACGCAGCACGCAGUGGGACUACCCGCAAGCGUUCCGGGAUGGCCAGAGGCUCCUGGCAGGGACUGAAAUCGUUUCGUGUGGCGACAACCUCCUGACAAGCGAGGCGUGCACACCGGAGUCGACCUUCAUCUAUCCGAUCCGCUGGGCGACGAGCGCCGCCGGCAAUGACACGGGUCCCGGCGGAAGCAUGCGGGAGCUGCGCCUGCACCCGGACAACGUGCACCUGGGCUUCAACUCGUUCGCGACGAGCGCCGACGGCCGGCUGGCGCAGUUCGGCUACUUUGCGCGGCUCAGCUACAACGCAGCACCGACGAGCGGCACGCCCCUGGCGCCGCGUUACGAUCUCAUCCGCGUGAACCGGCUUUACGACCCGCACGGCACGCCGCCCAUCUCCUGGGACACCGACGCCGGCACGCUGGCGCUGCACCCGGAGGCCGUGACGGUGGGGGAGCUCCGCGGGUUCAGCGGCUCCGGCCGCGAGGUCACGUACAUCGGAUCGCCGGACGACGGCUGGACGGUGCCGUGGCUGCUCGACGCGCAUGGCGACCGCGGCUGCUACUUCGGCCAGCAGGUCAACGGCGUGGCCGGCCGCGCCGCCGGCAUCCCCGGCAGUGGAGACGUCGACGACCCGGAGUGGAACGGGCAGGCGGACCCGCGCUUCUCGCCCGACGGGACGCAGAUCGUGUACUGGCAGGCGUUGGCGGUGGCGCCGGCAUGCGGCGGCGCGAACCCCCUGCCGUGCUAUGCGUCCAGGGAGCCUGGAGGCCGGACGGAACGCAUGAUGCUGGCGACACUGACAAGUCGCACGCCUCUUGCAACGAACGGCUCCCUGACUGAGGAAGCACCUGAUAUCAUUCCAUGGGCUACAGCCUACGUACCCGGUGAGACGGUGCCGGCGAUCACAGGUAACUAUCCACCCGAGGGCACUUACACCCUGAAGGGCGCGGUCAGCGGCUCAGCGGAGGUGGAGAUAGUAGAGAAUAUGGACAAGACGGGCGUGAAAAGCGUUGCUGUCACGUACCACGAGUUCUCGGACGACGGCGUCAACUUCCUGCGUGGGACUGAGAAUGUCACAGCGUCGUCGCCCACGCUCACCCUCAACAAGCUCGAAUGGUUCUCCGAUCUCGAGCGUGUUGGGCCUACGUCUCGCGGCACCAAGGUCACCAGCCCGGAAGGCUUCCAUCUUGAGAUAGAUGCCCUGACGAACAUAUUCAACGCCAAUGGGACCAUGACUACGACGAUCGAUGGCGUUGUGUACAAGCAGCCCCUGAAUGGUGCUUAA